GCGCACCGAACGCAAUGUCAGCAGUGACAGAAAGAAGUGAGCGUGCAGGGUGACGCCAGGACACUGACGGACACAGAGAAGGACCGAACUAAAGUUGGACACACGGACAUAGAGACGGACAGGCAGACGGACAGACCGGCAGACAGACGGCUGAGGGUAUAGCGGUCAGAAAGCAGGAUGGAGGCGGACCAGCUCGUGUUCUUUGUCAACGGAAAGAAGAUCGUGGAGAAAAAUGCGGACCCGGAAAUGACCCUUCUGACCUAUCUGAGGAGAAAGUUGGGUCUGACAGGAGCCAAGCUGGGCUGUGGGGAGGGGGGGUGUGGCGCCUGCACCGUCAUGGUGUCUCGCUACGCCCCCCGCCAGCAGCGCGUCGUACACUCCUCGGUGAACGCCUGUGUGGCUCCUGUGUGUUCGCUGCACCUCUCCGCCAUCACCACCGUGGAGGGCAUCGGCUCAGUGGCCCGGAAGCUCCACCCAGUCCAGGAGCGCAUCGCGCGGGCCCACGGGUCCCAGUGUGGCUUCUGCACCCCGGGGAUGGUGAUGUCUAUGUACGCCCUGCUGAGGAACAACCCCUGUCCCGACAUGAGCCACCUAGAGGACGCCUUCCAAGGUCUGUGACCAGGACACACUAGG
Gadus macrocephalus (Pacific cod) is the source of this 633-nucleotide messenger RNA. RefSeq names its product xanthine dehydrogenase/oxidase-like. NCBI's taxonomy places the organism in Eukaryota, Metazoa, Chordata, Actinopteri, Gadiformes, Gadidae. The coding region runs from base 178 to 618 and encodes 146 amino acids. The record is from RefSeq and is a predicted model, not a curated record. Gene Ontology annotation, molecular function: oxidoreductase activity; iron ion binding; 2 iron, 2 sulfur cluster binding. The transcript is spliced from 5 exons.